GUGACCCCCCCCCAAAAAAAAAAAAAAUCCAAACUUUUUACAUGGAGGCUGAGAGCGUCCACAACACAACCCGUGCAUAAGGCUCCGAAUUCCAAGCAUUUUACAUGGAGGCUGUGAGAGCGUCCGCAAUGCAACCCGUACAUAAGGCUCCGCGGCAUCAGCUGUUCGACGUGUUUUAUCGUGCUCUCCAGACGCGCACAUGGACCCCGGUGGUGGCCUUCAUCCCCAAUGACUUACUGUAACCUUUUUAAUACCCUUUGACAGUGUUCUGGAGCUCGAGGGACACGGGGCAAGAUGGGGGAACGAGCUGGAGUCUCAAAGAAAAAGUCGUCAAAGUCCAUGAACCAAGUAGAACCCUCCAAAAACAAGUCAGCUAAAGCUUGGGAGCAAAGUAAAGGUGACAGCGCUGAAUUGAAUCACAACUACUACAGGUGGUUACAGUCAGCACUGAAUUCAGCUGUAGGUGAACAUAGAUGGGAAGAUGCCUUUAAACUGCUGCCGUGUCUCAUCCUUCAUAGGUGUUAUAAUGUGUCUUCAGAUUUCCUGUGGAGGAUGAUGAACAUAAUUACAAAAAGUGCUAAGGAAGUCCCUGAGGGUCUGGGAAAAAGCAUGAGUCGAGACUUUUUGCUGUUGCCCACGAAAACAAUUGUUGUUGUACUCGACACUUUGGCUGAAGAACUUGAGACUGCAACAGAUGAAAGAAUCAACGAAAUCCUGCAGAUGUUGGAAGAUUACAAGUAUGACAGAAGAUCAGAAAAGUGGUCAGUGAGGAAUAAGGAUGUUCGCUUGACUUCAUUAAUUGAUGCUUACAGAGGCCUUGUGCUUUAUUCUCGCUGGAAAAAUCAUACUUACUCCAAUCAGGACUCCUCUGCAGUACAAGAGAAAAUUACAGGCUCUUUGGAAGACAUUUCAGAUGAAGAAAAUGAAGAUGGAAGCAAAGAUGGCAACAGAAGAUUGGUUACUGAAGCACAUUCAGCAUUAAGAAGAGCUUUAUGUAACCUUGCUGAGCCAGUAGAGUGGAUCAUAGUACCUUACUUAGACCUGGAGAAUGAACUGCGUGGUCCAGAGUCGGCACUCUCAGUACUUCAGGAUUAUGUUAGCAAGAACCUUCAACAUCUACCAGCUCAACACUUAGUUUAUAACUUUCUAAGAACUUUUGUACCUAACAGUAAUGAGACUCAGAUGUCUGCACUGAAGGAGAUAACUAGGGUGUGCCCAGAACACCCACUUACUUUAGAAUAUGUGGAUAGACUGCUAGCUGAAGCUUGUGACGAAGAGGUUUGGAGGCGAACAGAAACAGCUGUUGACAGCGAUGAGAUGGAGAGUAAGGCCUCUGUGAAUCAGAGCAGUGAUUCAGAGACCGAAACUCAAAGUUGUGGCUUGAAAUCAGAUAUACAAGUGGAAUCCCUGGUGAGGGCUCUGAACCUUUUGACAAACUUGCUUGAGUACAAAGAGUGGCGAUGGAAAUUGCAACCAUGGCAGACUCUCACACACCUUCUCCGUAAAUUUUAUUCAUCCUGGCUUAGAUGCUGGAAGUGUCCAUAUUGCCGUAAAAGUCGAAAAUCGGUGAGGCAAGUUUCGAAAAGCGUAACACCUUUGUGGAAAUAUUAUGUUUGGGUUCCUGUCCCUGUCUCCCUAACUCCAGAAAAAGCACAGGUCAUCUUUCAUCAUAUAUAUUCUGCUCAUGUAUUUUGUUACAAUCAAACUUAUGUUCGUGAUGCAAUAUCAACUCUCCGGAAAGCAAACUACAAAGUGUUAUGUAAUGAAUUGAAGGAGUCAUUAUAUCCACAAAAAACAUAUUUAGAUAAGUUCUUGGCCUACAGUUUGAAGAAAUCAGACUUUCAGAUGGUUGACAGUGUGGAGGUCAGCUCUUCAACAAAAACAGGAGAAAAAGAAGCCAGCACAAAGAAGAGAAAGGCAAAGAAGAAUGCAGUAUAUGAUAUACAGUUUUCAGAUGAUGAUCUGCCUCCCAUAGUAACCAGGAAGAAAUCUGUUUCAAAAACACUUAGUGAGUUACCUUUUCCAGAUGAAGACAAUAAAAAGAGUCAGCGGAAAGGUCACACUAGAGUAUCUACAGAACCUAUUGGUGUGAAAGAGGUAAAGUCUACAGUUGCCAGUAAAUUAACAUCUCUGUCUACUCCACCUACACGGAAUAUUAAAUCUAUGGUUCGUAAUCAUAGACCAUCUCUAGAUGAAGGAAAUAGAGAAACUAGUUUCUUGAACUCUGACAUCUCAUUUCACGAAGAUUUUCUUUUAACCAGUACUCAAGUAAGACCUGGAAAUAAACAGAUAUUAGAUACUUCACUUGGAGAAAGUCCUGCAUUGCUGCCAGCCCACAAGGAGAGAGACACUUUACGAGAGAAGGAAAAAAGUAAACUGAAGUUGUCAAAGGCAAAAGAGAAACAUAGGAAUGUAAAAGGAAAACAGAAGGACUUUGAAAUAAGUAGUGAUGAUCCUGAUGAUUGUGCUAAUGAAGAAAGGUCUGAUGUUAAUAAUCACACUGAAGCUUCCAAGUUGAAUAGUUCCUCAGCUGAGGAGUAUGUUACUGUCAAUGAAACCACUGAAGAAACAGCAAAUAUCACUUGUAAUUCUAAUGUGAAAAAUGCACAUCUAUUAAGCAAAAAAAGUAUCACUUCCUCCUUGAACACAACAUAUACUUUAGAAAGCCCCAUGACAAGUAUGGCAAGUAUAAAUGAAGGCAGUGUGCAAGUAAAUAAUCCACCUAGAAACAAGAAAAGGAGUUCUACAGAUGUAUGCAGUACCAACAUUGUUGGUAAGACACAUGACAAGACAGCAGAGUGUUCAAGUCCAGAGCCUGAAGAUUAUUUACCUUGUGGUCAAAGACCAAGAGAGGACAGGUCUAGCGGAUACAAAGGUGGGAGUUCCGAAGAUCAGAACGAAAGUCCUCUGGCCAAUACAGGAAAUGAUAGUGUAUAUUUUUGUUACACUGCCCUCCCAACACACAUUAACCCUGCUGUACUUGUGCUGGACAGCCAGACUGCCUCUGAGCAAAACAACUGUCUUGUUGAGGAAACCUUAACAGAAACAAACAGCAGUCCACUUGAUAGCUACAAAGGGAAAUGUGUAAUUCAAGAAACCCAAAGUCAAGAAUUUUUUCCCCCUUCUGUUGUAGGCUCCACAUCAGAGAUGACAGAUUUUACUAAUCCAAAUGGGUGUGGCUUAGAUGCUGGAAAGAAUUCUGUUAAAGUAGAAUGUGAGGAUACUGGCACACAGUAUAGUGAAAACAGUGAACCUUUCUCCCUGACGCAGGGACAGCAGGAACCCAUGCCUUUCAGCCAAAAUGCCCAAGAGCUUGUUUACUCAGCAGAUGUUACAGAUACCACAGACUUCACUACAUUCUGUAAAACAGAACUGACAUCACCAUUUUCAGAAAAAGAAUAUAAAAUCUUUGAGGUACAGUAUGAAGAUAUUGAAGAAAAGGCAUUGUCUCCUAGUACAUUAGAAGUAUGUAAUUCUGUAAAAGAAGAAUCUGUUACAGUUGGCAAUCCUACAUCUGUUGUUCAUGGUACUAUAGUUGAGUUCAGUGACAUUGAUAAUGACAAGUUUGCAUCUCCUAAAUGUGCUGUAGAGGAAAUUAUUCAUUCAAACUGUCUAGAUACACCCACAGCAGUGGCUUCUAAUGAAGAAACUAGUGACGGUGAAGAAGUAAUAGGGCCAAGUCAAGAAUUAGUUGCAACUAGUCCACCAAAUUUUAAAAGCUUUAACAGAUCAAGUAGAAGUUGUGGCAGUGCAUCAGGUGGCAGUUUUGUGUCUAAUACAAGUGGUGAAAGUGAGCAAGAGCAGACAUCUCUCAGCAUAUAUAGUUCACUAAUAGCUCUACAAGAGGUUUCGACCACUGUUGCAGAAUCAGAAAAAAUAGGAAGAAAAAAUGAAGAAAAGAAUAUUUUAGAGGUACUUCCUUUAAAUUCAUCAAAGGGCUCAGUACAGGAAGAAAUGGAAUAUGCAACAUUGACUAGCAAGGAGAAACAGGGAGGCAAUCAUGGUAAAGGAUUGAGUGACUUGCAAUCUUCACUGAUCCAAAACCAAAGAGGGGAUGUCAAAGUUCAUAAUACUAGCUCAGUAUCUAACAUCACCUUGGUGGCUAAUAAUAAAGAACCAGAAAUACUAGAUGUUCUAUGUGAGAGACCUGUUAAAAGUGACCAUAAUUCAGAUGAGUCAUUUGUCACAGCAGAAUCUGUAGGAGACAGAUUAUCAAGGGAAUCUCUUCAGAGUGUUGAUACAAAUGAUGAUUCUGAAUCACAGAAUUCCAAUACUUCCAAAUUAAGGAUAGAUAUUAGUAAUUCAAGAAAUUCCUCUGUUGCAGAAACCACAGCUAUCCAGGACAGAUGUGACCAGAAUGCCAAGAAAAAUAAAAAGAAUGGCAAAACUACAGAAAAUAGUGAUAUAUCUGCAACAGUUGAUGCACACAAAAAUCAAGGGGUGGAUUCAGUGACAAAUGAUGUGGAAAAUACAGAAGUUGAUUCAUUUGAAACGGCUCUUAAUGAAAGUCAGAAAGGUAAUUAUGUUAAGCAAAAGAAAAAAUCUUGUGCACUAGAAUUACUGGAAGAUAUGGACAGUGAGUUAGUUACAAACAAUGUAGAAACAUUUAAAUCUAGAAAGAAGAAAAGGGAAAAGAAGCCAGAAAUCACAAUAUUACCAACAAUGCAGGUAAAUGACAUUCCAAAUUCCGAUGAAGUUGAUGGUAGUGCAUAUGAAACAUCAAAGAAAAGCAAAAAAGGUAAGGAAAAGAAGAGGAAAGAAAAGACUUUAGAUAAGGUCAGUGAAAAGACAAAGCAAACAAACUUGGUCUCCCACAGCUCAAAAUCAAAGAAAAAACAUAAAAGUGACAUAAUAGAGACCGAAGAAGCCUGUGAUAAAUAUUGGUUAGAUUUAUGUACUGAUCUUCCUUUCCCCGAUUUAGACAAAGAGAAUGAGAUUCUUGUGUCAGAGAACAGUUCUUCUAAAUCAAAGUCCCAUAGCACAAAAACAAAAAAUAACACUUCGAAGGCAUCUGUACUUAAGUUCUCCUUAAUAGAUUCUGAUGAACUGGAACUUCCUGAUUUUGACAAUUUGGUACCUGAAGAAUCCAUCAAGGAAAAAGUAGAUACUAGAAAAAGCUCCAGAAAUAAGAACAAAAAGGAACAAAAAGAGAGGGAUAAAUCAGAGGAUCAGGGGAAUAAGAAAAAGUGCCUUGAAUCCAAGGAAGAUGUGUGUCAAGAUGUCUCUGAAAGUCAGGAAAAGAAAAGAUCCAAAAAGAAAAAACUACAAAUGUGUUCUGGUCAAGAAGUUGAUGUUUCUGAUAUUGAAUUUGAUAAAAAGCACAAGCCCACAAACAAUAUGGGGCAAAAAGUUAAUGAGGGUUCGUCUCUUCCCACAAAACGAGAAAAGAAAAAGCACAAAAAGGAAAAAGAUGACUUUAUUACAUGUGAUCUUUUACCCUUCCCAGAUAUCGAAAUUGAAGGCUGUUCCAUCUCAAAAGCAGAAAAUGAGACGUGUUUUGCUAAAUCUGAGGAUGGGAUUGUCUCGCAGAAAAAGAAGAGGAAAAAUGAAGAUAUUGACGUCAAGGCAAUAAACACAAAGAGGAAAAAGAAAGAGUAUUUGGAAACUAGUACCAAGAAAGACAUUAAAAAGUGUAAUGGAGAUACAAGUGUCAAAGCAACACCAGAAGUUUCUCAGGUAAAUGGUCACUAUGACUGCACAGACUUGGUUAAAAGGAAAAAAAACAAAAAGAAUAAAUCUAAAGCUACUGAAGAUGAAUUGCUGACAGGUUUUGAUGUUGAAAGUGUCUUAGACUUAUUAAAUGAAAAAGAUGAGUAUUCUAAAAGAGAUACAGAAAAGAAAAACAAGAAAAGACAGAGAGAUGAUGGCACAAAUGAGAAUAAAGAAGAAAACAAUCCUGAAAACACCAAGGAAAGUGAACAUAACACACCAGUAGAACACAGAAGCGAAAAUCUGAGGAAAAGAUCAAAAGGAGAGGACACACCUCUCAGCAAAAAGGAGGAGCAGAAAGAAAGUUCUUCCAAAAAUAAAGUUCAAGAAGAGUUAAGAAGAAUAAACAAUAAAAAAAAUUGUCUGACCCCACCUUGGAACAGACCUGUGAAAUCAACUGCCAAAUUCCACAAACUUUACAAUCCUGAAAAUGAUGAUCUUUUAUAAAAUGGUCUUUCUAUUUCUUGUCCUUCCUCUCCUCCAUUUUCUCAUGUUUCUCUUUUAAUAAGUGAUUGAUGUGAUACUUAGAUUUUACAUGUGAUCAGAUGACCUAAUACAUUAUAGAAAUCGAUUACCUUUAUGCCAGUUGACAUGUUAUUAAGUAUUUGUUAGUAUAUACGUAGAAUCUGUACCUCAUUUAAAGUGAUUGUUUAAUUGACUAUAACAGUAUUUAGAAGUUUUAAAAUAAUUUCAUAAUUUUCCAUUUAUUGUAACCAAUCAAAAUUUAAUGUAUAUUUAAGUUUAAUGUUAUUUAUUAAGUAAACAUGCAUUCCUUCAUUUCCCCAUAAUCAAUUAUUUAUCGAGAAUCGAUAACAAAAAUAGGUUUCUGUUCAAUAAAGAUUUUUAAAUAAG
Messenger RNA from Penaeus monodon (black tiger shrimp), 6561 nucleotides. RefSeq lists its product as uncharacterized. The transcript has 13 exons. The coding region runs from base 295 to 6156 and encodes 1953 amino acids. The record is from RefSeq and is a predicted model, not a curated record. NCBI's taxonomy places the organism in Eukaryota, Metazoa, Arthropoda, Malacostraca, Decapoda, Penaeidae.